AUGAUUUAUCACCCCCUGGACAGCACUUUGAAACUCAUUCUUGGGCACCGCGAUGGUCCUCCCGAAAGAACCAGGAAGAUUCCUGAGGACCUUGUCCCGACUGCAGCCCACCUGAGGGCACCCGUGCACCCCGACGUGAUUUCUGUCGCCCCCUCAAUUGUGGUUCUUGAACUAAGCACCUAUCAAAGCCUGGUCCUCUCCGUGUGCUUGGAUGGUUGCUGGCUGGAGCUCACCGAGCACCAGCUCACACCGCUCCGCCGCUGGGGCCGAGACCACCCGCCACUCACCUUCCCUGUGCGGGUGGGUGCUGAGAGUCCCCGGCCGUGGCUGCCACCCUGUAAUCCGCUUUCGACGCUGUUUACACUCUCAGAGCAACACCCCCAGCGGAAGGACUACCGUGCCUGUCAAGAGACAAAACAGAUCUGGUCGGGGAGGGCUUGGCACCCGGGCACAGCAGGCUUAUUGAACGAGCUCGGCAGGCAGAAUCCCCUGAACGCCUCCACAGACGGCUGGCGGUUUCCAGCUAGGAAAGCCUUGCGUGAACAGAACAAAACAGAGCUAAGGAAGGGUCUGGUUUUACUUGUGGCCGUUUCCAGUGCAUUUGAAUUUGGACUCAUUGCUGGGUUGGGCCACCGUGGGCCGGCUGCUAUUCCAUCUCCGAGAGACCUGGCCAUCAGAGAUAACAGCCUUCGGAACCAGGAAGAACCUGCGUUACGAUCUCGCUCUUUCCAGUUUGUGCCUCCCAUGGGGAUAGAGAACAGUAAGUUGCUUAAUAAAACUUGCUGCCUGAAUGGAGGGACCUGUAUCCUGGGGUCCUUCUGUGCCUGUCCACCUUCCUUCUAUGGACGCAACUGUGAACGUGACGUACGAAAAGAGCACUGUGGGUCUUUCCUCCACGGCACCUGGCUGCCCAAGAAGUGUUCCCUGUGCAGGUGUUGGCAAGGCCAGCUCCACUGUUUUCCUCAGACCUUUUUACCUGGCUGUGGUGGUCAUGUGAUGGACCGGGAUCUCCCAGCAUCCAGGACUCCAGGACGAGCACCGUCUGUGCUGACUACUUUCAUGCUGGCUGGCAUUUGCCUUCUUCUGGAAAUGAAAGUGUAGCUGUCUGUCAUAGGAACUCAAUGCCAGCAUCCUAACAAAGAUGAUCAUUUGUCACUGAUUUGAAGUAAUGCUCAUAGUGAUCCCUGACACCCCCCUCAACUCUAACUAGGCCUCACCUCUGCACAGCUCUGCCCCUGUGCUGGCAGUCAAAGCCAUAGCCUGUGUGUGCCAAGCGCUCUAACACUGAGCUACAUCCCCAGCCUAAAAGCCAUUCUACUUAAAAACUGUACCACAGGGUGGGGAUUUAGCUCAGUGGUAGAAGGCCCUGGGUUCAGUCCUCAGCUCCGGGGGUGGGGGAGCGGAACCAUACCACAUGGCCACAUCCUGUGGGUUUUUUUUUUUUUUUUUAAUUUAUUUUAUUUUUAUUUUAUGUGCAUUGGUGUUUUGCCUGCAUGUAUAUCCGAGUGAGGGUGUCUGUGCCCUAGAACUGGACUUACAGGCAGUUGUGAGCUGUCAUGGGUGCUGGGAAUUGAAGCUGGGUUCUCUGGAAAAGCAGCCAAUGUUCUUAACCACUGAGCCAUCUCUAGCCCACAUCUUGUGGUUCUUGAUAAAAGUAAUUCUUAACAUUUCUUGCUAAUACUUUUAAGCAGUUCUUAAGAUUAUUAAAUCCUGAUAUGUAACUGAGAGUAAAUUCAGAGUAGGUGAAAAUUAGUUAAGAAUUUUAACUAUU
Messenger RNA from Peromyscus leucopus (white-footed mouse), 1771 nucleotides. RefSeq names its product teratocarcinoma-derived growth factor 1 (gene Cripto). Gene Ontology annotation, cellular component: cell surface; extracellular region. The record is from RefSeq and is a predicted model, not a curated record. Gene Ontology annotation, biological process: anatomical structure development. The coding region runs from base 1 to 1101 and encodes 366 amino acids. Lineage: Eukaryota; Metazoa; Chordata; Mammalia; Rodentia; Cricetidae. The transcript is spliced from 8 exons. Gene Ontology annotation, molecular function: signaling receptor binding.